ACUCACCACUCACAAGGCCCCAUUUUUGAGCGCUGCAGGGAUUUUUCGUCCGUCUCAAAGACGCAGGGCGCUGUUCACUUGCCGCCUUUGGAGAAAAAUUUCAAGAGCCUGGACGUCCUCCGGUAGUAUCAAACACAGCGAAGCAAGUCACAAGCACAAGUGCACCAGCGCUUGCUAACGGGGCAUCGAUGCCUGAUGCCGUCGAUUUCAGGCGCCAAGGUUGCAAGUUCCCCGUGCUAAUUACGCGAUUGGUAUUAGAGCGGCGAAAGACCCUAUUACUCCACAAAAAGGACUGUAACGAUUAGAAAUCUAGCAGGCAUCGUUUCCUCUCCGGGACAGUGGAUCUGGCAACCUUUCUCAUGAAUCAGUAUUAGAGUCAAGAUCGGAGUGCCAGGCAGUUCCCGCUGGCACCCGUGCGAUUCCGCAACCACAGCCGGCCCAUGCAGCGCAUCGCCAAACGACCAAGGUCUCGAUUCGGUUGCACACAAUGCCGCGAUAGGCAUCGCAAAUGCGAUGAAAAGCGACCCUCCUGUGGCUUCUGCGAGGAGCGUGAACUCAAAUGCAGCUAUGAGACCGUCUUGAAAUGGUCGAAUCCAGGCAGUAUCAGUACAUUUGGAGUGCAGCAGCGCAAGAAGGAAAAGCCACCGAAGAGCUCCAACGGCGCAAAACAAAGCCCAUCUUCGGCCCCUCGUUCCGAAGAUGAGGGCGCUGGCUGCCAAGCAACCAGCUAUGAUCCAGUACAUGAAGCCCGAUCGCUCUUACCGGACAUCAGUGAAAAGUCAAGCGAUUUCAUUCCUCAAGAAGCACAUAAAUUUGCAGCGACGAAUCGCAUUGCCGUCUCUUCAGAAUCUGGACUGCUGUCCUCGACGAACGACUCGCGAUCAGUCGGUUCCUCUGUGACGGCCCAAGUUCCGUACUACCCUUCAUGCGGGGAAGGCUCGAAUGUACCGCGUCAUGAUCAUAUCGGUGGUCUGGUGCCUCAACUUUCAAAUUCACUCGAUGAGAUCGCGAGUCCAAGUAGCUUGAACUCAUACACCAUCGACAACAUACUGAACAGUCUUCUUCAUCAGUUUUUGGAUAACCAUGACGAGGAGAUUGCUUUUAUCUACUUCGUUGAGCACGUCUGUAGCGUGAUACCUGCUUAUGAUGGACCCCAAAAUCCCUAUAGGAAACUUGCAAUUGUGGCACUCGCACAUCCCGUCCUUCUUCACGGGAUUCUGGCGGUUUCUACCGCAUACAUGUAUAAUCAUGGCCGAAGCCAUGAACAUAUUCUGUCAGAGCGACAAUCUAGGGCCCUGAAAUCUCUGCAUUGGGCAUUGAAUGCAUUCCAAACAGAGAAGGCUACCCUGACACCGGAUGCGGACAGCUCGAGCGACAUUAUACAAGACUCGAGCGUGCUCUCGAGGCUCAGUGCAAAGGAAGUUGUGCUGGCUGCAGUCACUAUGCAGACUUGUUCAGUUCUGAUGUCUGGAAUUGGAGUCUUUGAAGACCACGUGAAAUGCGCCUUGCAUUUUAUUCAAGACCUUGGAUGGUUUUACACCCCUCCCAAGAAGAUAUUCAUGUGGCUCCUCGUUUAUCGCUUUGCCACGGUGGACGUUUUUCUAGCAAUUCUACGGCUUCGCAAUCCAAUUGCACCUUUAGACUUUUUUAUGUAUCGCCCGAAUGAGUAUCUCGACAAGGCUGAUCCAAGUUUCCGAGAGAUGAUGGGCUUCUCACAGCGCGUGCUGUGUUUUCUGGCCCAGAUCUCUGUUCUGAGUAUCGAUUUGACAGAGAGAAACAUGCCAAUCGAUCUUGUUCAAGCAAAGGCACUCAUGCUGGAGACAGAGAUGCGCACUUGGGGUCAUCAUUAUCACAAAAAAAUGAUUCAAAGUCUCGAGAGAGAUCCAAAUCCAGUUGGAACAUUACCGACGCCUAAAGAAUCGAUGAAUUCUCAAGCUGGGCUGGAAAUCGUCUGUGAAGUUCACUAUUGGAUUGCACAGCUCUUGCUCAUGCGCAGAGUCUUCUUUGAUUCGACGAAGUCGCUCCGAGUCCAGAAUGUCAGAAAAUAUCUAUUCCGAUUAAUGGAUCAACUCCCGGCGGGAUGUGGACCUGAUUCUUGCAUGACGUUUCCGCUGUACCUCGCCGCCAGAGAGGCUGUAACCCCAGAAGAUCGAGAGUGGGUUCGUCGCAAGCAUGCUGCCACAAUGGACGUCUACCGUCACCAGGCUAGGGUUGCCUUCAUGGAUGCAGUCGAGGAGAUCUGGGCGCAAUCGGAUGAUCUGGAUUGGCAGGACACUGGGAAUGUCCCCCAGUGGAAAACGCCAAAGGAGUGCUUCAUAAGAGAAAGGGACAAAAAUGCGUCGUACUUUGCGUUCUGAGCCGAAUAUGACUUGAACGGGUCAUGAUUUACGCUGUUCGUGGAUAUUUCUUCAGACAUAGGAUUCUGGAGAGGCCGGAAUACCAAUCGAAUUUUGAGCAAGCAUUUUUCUCUCGCGUGCUGCGAGUUGUCUGCCAUCGAUUUGAGCAGUCUAGUUUCCGGCAACGGAUGAUCUGUUUUUUGCUCUGCCUACUGAUCUAAAUCUUGACGUAAAAAUAUGGAAUACGAACUUAUUUGCUGCUAGCCGGACAAGAAGGCAAGCCCAGAUACCGCCCAACUCAAAAGAAUAAUAAACGACAUAAAGCCACCAGCCUCCAUGACCACGUCUGACCAGCUCAUAUCUUGUCCCCGCGAGAUGGCGAUACGAUCGAACGAUGGGAAUUGCAAAUGCACAGAAGCGAAGCACUUGUAGUCCGGUAGGGCAGAUACUCCAUCCCAUUCACAUUGUAUGGUUUGGGCAGGCACGGUCGAGAUGGUCAAGGUGUAAUCGUAUGCCUUUGUGCCAUCAACAGCCUCCCUGUAGCGCAGAGCCAGAUUUAUAGCUGUCUGGCCGUUGGCUUGGAAGAGCAUCAGUCUAGUGAAAUUUUUCUCGAGGGCUUCUCGCAGGUCCAGACUGGCGUCGUAUAUGGCUAUAUAAAGGCUGGGCGACGGCCUUUCAGACGAAUCGUUCGCCGCCUUGUUCGUAUUAUCUGGGACGCAUCAGCUUGGGAGCAACAUCGGAAGACGGAUCUGUACAAGUGAGGGGGGGGUCACUGACAGUAGAAGAAAACCUGCACGAUCAUCUCCGUGCCCUCAUUCACACACAUGUGCGACGAAGGGGUGGCUAAAUCCAGAUAUCUGUACUUGACACCCUGCCACGUAAAGUUCCCGACGUCUCCAGGCGAGAAGUUGUCAUCGCAUCUGCAAGGUAUAGGGGUCUCUGUGCCGUCGUUGGUGCAAUUCUUGCCGUCCGUCUCGAUCCAGCCGAGCCCGCACUUGGCCGGCUCUCGCGUCAGAAUCGCCUGCGACGACCAGUCCACCCGCUGAAAGAAUGCCACCGAAGGGAAUCGAGCGCUUGCCUGGGCAUCGUGAGUAAGUAGGGAGCACAAAGUCGCCACGUGCAGAGAGGGGGACAUGGCUAACCACUGUCUCUUCCUGCGUGAACAGCACCGUCCGAUUCAGAGCCACGUGCCACUUGCACCAGUACGCGAACGUUAAGAUGACCAUGCUCAAGACGAGAGACAGGACAGUGUUGCCUAGGUUCUUCCUGUAUCUCACGCCAGCUGUGGCGAUCGCGUUUCCAUUAGCGGAAUCCUUGGGUAGCGUUUUCUUUUGCUUUUUGUUCCCGUCGUUCUUCUUAGCACUUACUGUUUGGAAUGAUGUAUCGCACGGCGUCGUAGGCCAGAAGAAGCACGAUACACAGCGUGAACACGGCCGUGGCCACGGUCAGUGUGACGCGCAUCGAGCCCAGGGGCCAUCUUGACGCGACGACAAGCAGGAUGGAGUAGACGAAGAAGCAGACCACAGCCGUGUAGGCUGUCAAAAGCGAGGGUAGCGACGUACUAGAUAUGCCCGGACGGCUCAUGGCCAACCUAAACUGUACUCAUACUUCGAG
Verruconis gallopava is the source of this 3950-nucleotide messenger RNA. RefSeq lists its product as uncharacterized. The record is from RefSeq and is a predicted model, not a curated record. Gene Ontology annotation, molecular function: transcription cis-regulatory region binding; DNA-binding transcription factor activity, RNA polymerase II-specific; zinc ion binding. Gene Ontology annotation, biological process: positive regulation of transcription by RNA polymerase II. Bases 441 to 2357 code for a protein of 638 amino acids. Gene Ontology annotation, cellular component: nucleus. Lineage: Eukaryota; Fungi; Ascomycota; Dothideomycetes; Venturiales; Sympoventuriaceae. The transcript has 4 exons.